Heterotrigona itama is the source of this 1015-nucleotide messenger RNA. NCBI's taxonomy places the organism in Eukaryota, Metazoa, Arthropoda, Insecta, Hymenoptera, Apidae. The record is from the annotation of a GenBank genome assembly.
AUGGCAAGGCUGUUCGCUCCCUGCAGAAGAAACGAGAAGCAUCUUGUCACAAGCGAUUUCGCUCCAAAAAAUUUUCGGGUAGUCGGGUCGAAACCUACCGGUCGUCGAAACAACCAACGAGAGAUCGAAUAAUUCAACUCGGCAUUAACUUGUGAGUACCUCGUUAUCAACUACCUACUUUGUAUUCUCGUUAAUAGUAGUGCUCUCUGUAUAUACAUAUAUAUACAUGUACAUGUUCCGAGGCUAAAUUGAUAAGAUCAAUAGGUUAUAUAUAUAUCUCUUACAUAAGAUUAUAUAUCUAUUAUCUAUAUAGGUUAUAUAUAUAUAUAUAUAUACAUAUAUAUAUGUACAUGUACCGAGGCUAAAUUGAUAAGAUCAGUAGGUUAUAUAUCUAUUAUCUAUGUAUAUAACCUAUUAUCUACAUAGGUAUUAUAUAUUAGUAGGUUUUAUAUAUAUAUAUAUAUAUAUAUAUAUAUGUGUACAUGUACCGAGGCUAAAUUGAUAAGAUCAGUAGGUUAUAUACAUGUACGUGCUCGAACAAAAAUCAAACCCAAUUUACUUGAAAUCGGCUGGUAGUUGAGGCGCGAAAUUCAGAUCAUUUUUUCUUAGGCUUCCAAACAGUGUUGCAUUCUUGGAAGAAGUGUUAACGGGCAUAACCAGUUUGACCCGUGUGUCGCGACCGGCUCAAUAAGGAUGAUGGGAAUAAUAAGAAAGAACGGUAGCAAUGGUGCAGUAGAAGCAGCAGUGGUAGUAGAUAGCAGCAUUAGUAAUGGCACAAUGUGCCAUCAUCUGGCGCGUAACAAUGAAAAGUAGUAAUACAGUCGUGGAUUGGCAAUGAAUAAAUAACAGUAGCGGUAAUUGAUAAAACGACAAAGAGAUGGAAUUUCCGGAUUGAAGGAAAGGAUUGUACCACGUGGAUCGCGUGGCCAUUUCGCAGGUGUCUCGUCGACGAGUUGAAAAGGGAUCGCUUCUCCAAGAACGAGCAGUAGAAAUAAUAAUAAUCAUUGACGCCAGG